Paramecium sonneborni is the source of this 1335-nucleotide messenger RNA. Lineage: Eukaryota; Ciliophora; Oligohymenophorea; Peniculida; Parameciidae. The record is from the annotation of a GenBank genome assembly.
AUGAAUUAUAAAUAUUUUAUACUAAUCUUAGGAUGUUUGUUAAUAACAAUUUAAGGAAGCAAAUGUAAAAAAGUAAUUAAUUCUAAUGCAAUUUAUAUAUUUGAUGAUUUAUAAGCAAAGGAGUAUAAAUAAAUUCUAAAUGGUAUUGGUUUAUUGAUGAUUUAGAAACAAGUACAUUAUAUUUUCGAUUUUGCUAACCCAUUUUAAAAUGUCCAGAGUUAGCAGUUAACACAUUUGCUGUAAUAAUAAAUAAUGAGGGAAAAUAAGAAUAAUAAUGCAUUUCUUUGAUUAACACAGAUUAAUACUUUGCAGAUUCUUUUGAACCAGUAGAUAAGGAUGAAUCAAAAAAAGGUGUGGUGGGAGAAUUCAAUAAGUAUUGAUUUAAUAGAAGAAUAGCACUUUAAAUGGUUUUUCUAUAAAAUAUGUUUUGUAUUGUUCAGAGCAAUAAGAAAGCCUAAAUAUAUUAGAGAUAUCUUAUGAGAAGGAUAAAUAAGAAUAUAUUAUUGAUAUGGAAGCAGAUAAUGGAUGCCCUUUGGUUUUAUUUUCUAAGAUUGUUGAGUUUCUAUAGGAUAAUAAGAAAUUUUUAUCAGCAAUUUUGAUAAUAAUAGGUUUGACAGAAUGUUUAAUGGGAAAGAAAAUUUUAAAGCCAACAUUAUUUAUUUUUGGCUACUUAUUUGGCUUUAUUUUCACUCUCUAUAUAUCAAGUGAAUUAGAUAUAGGAGAUAAUCCCUUUUAUUUAUGGAUUGCAAUGAUAAUAGCAGUUUUGCUUGGAGCUUUUGUAGGAGGAUUGUCAAUGCAUUUGGAUAAAGUUGGAAUUAUUGCAGUAGGUAUUGGAUUAGGAGUAGUAUUGUCUUUAUUAUUAUGGAACGCAUUAUUGGUUCAAUUUGUUUCCUCAGAAUAUAUUUUAUAUAUAAUAAUGGGAGUGUUAAGUUUUUUGUUUAGUUUUUUAUCAUUUAGAUUGUUCGAUCAUUUAAUUAUAUUUAGCACAAGUUUUUUGGGAGUAUAUAUAUUUAUAUCAAUUUUAUCUAGUCAUACUUAGUAUUUAAAGCUAUAGGAUUGAUUGCUGGAGGAUUUCCUUCAGAAAUUAAAAGUAUUUCAGGAAAUUCUGAUUAUAGAUAUUAUAUUUAUUUUACUUGCAUCAUCAUUUUAGCCUGUUUUGGCAUCUACUAUCAAUAUAAAUAAUGGGGAUAAAAGAUUAUAACUUAUGAUGAAAUUAUGUAAUCAAUGAUGAAUGGAAACUCACAAAUUGAAGUUAAGGAUAGAUUAUUAACUGAUAAGGAUUAAAUUGAACUUAGAAAUAUUUAGUAAUAAUCAGAUGUAAAAGGAUUUUAGUGA